GUAUAAUAGUGUUAUGCAGUGAAGAAAAUGCUUAGCGAGAAGGGGUUCUAUGUAUUAGUGAUGAAUAGUCACUGACUUUCACUUUAUUGACGACUUUUAUAUGAAUUAAUGAUUAAAUUGAUUGCAAAUAUGAGUUGUUUUAACGCUUUGAGACAAUUGUCUUCAAAUGUGAGGAAAUGCGGUGUUUUGGCCAGAAGUGGAGGAAUGGUAGGAGUGAGGGAUUGGUGUCGCGGGAAACACACGUUACCGGAUCUGCCCUAUGAUUACAAUGCGUUGGAACCGGUCAUCAGCGCAGAGAUAAUGCAAUUGCAUCACCAGAAGCAUCACCAGACGUAUGUCAACAACUUGAAUGUGGCUCAAGAGAAACUGCACGCAGCCAUCAAUAGCAAGGACGUGUCGGCGCAGAUAGCGUUGGAGCCAGUGUUGCGGUUCAACGGCGGCGGACACAUCAAUCACUCCAUCUUCUGGCAAAACCUGUCGCCCAAAGGCGGCGGAGAACCGGAGGGCGAUCUUCUCGUGGAGAUUAAGGGCUCUUUCACCACAUUUGAGAAGAUGAAGAGCGAGAUGAGUGUUGUGGCGGCGGGAGUGCAGGGGUCGGGCUGGGCGUGGCUCGGCUACUGUCCCAAGACUCAGAAACUGCGGAUCGCCUCCUGUGUUAAUCAGGACCCGUUGUUCGCCACUACAGGACUGGUGCCACUGUUGGGCAUAGAUGUGUGGGAACACGCAUACUAUCUUCAGUACAAGAAUGUGAGACCCGAUUACGUGAAGGCCAUCUGGAAUGUCGUCCACUGGAAGGACGUCGAGGAGAGGCUUCGGGUGGCAAAAGCUCUUUAAAUCAUUAUUAAUGCAUACAAUGCUCUCUAUUUGCCAAUUAUUCUCAUUACUAAUUAUUUUGUUUCAAAUCCAGUAAUUAGUAUAAUAUCUGAUUUUGCC
Medioppia subpectinata is the source of this 933-nucleotide messenger RNA. The record is from the annotation of a GenBank genome assembly. NCBI's taxonomy places the organism in Eukaryota, Metazoa, Arthropoda, Arachnida, Sarcoptiformes, Oppiidae.